GGGCAGAGGCCGCAGGGCAUGCCAGCCGCCUGCCCCGAUGUUUCACUGGAGCAAGUGGAAGAAGAGGAUGGGAGCGAGCGCCUCCUCCUCCAAGAGACCCGUGUUCGACGAGCGGGAGGACGUGAACUUUGACCACUUCCAGAUUCUGCGGGCGAUUGGGAAGGGGAGCUUUGGCAAGGUGUGCAUCGUGCAGAAGAGGGACACGGAGAAGAUGUACGCCAUGAAGUACAUGAACAAGCAGCAGUGCAUCGAGAGGGACGAGGUGCGCAACGUCUUCCGGGAGCUGGAGAUCCUGCAGGAGAUCGAGCACGUCUUCCUGGUGAACCUCUGGUAUUCCUUCCAGGAUGAGGAGGACAUGUUCAUGGUGGUGGACCUGCUCCUGGGGGGGGACCUGCGCUACCACCUGCAGCAGAACGUCCAGUUCACCGAGGAAACGGUGAAACUGUACAUCUGUGAGAUGGCCCUGGCCCUGGACUACCUGCGGAGCCAGCACAUCAUCCACAGAGAUGUAAAACCAGACAACAUCCUCCUCGAUGAGCAAGGUCAUGCCCAUUUAACAGAUUUUAAUAUUGCAACAAUCAUUAGGGACGGUGAAAGAGCGACAGCAUUGGCUGGGACCAAGCCAUACAUGGCCCCGGAGAUCUUCCACUCCUUCCUGAGCGGCGGCACGGGCUAUUCCUUCGAGGUGGACUGGUGGUCCCUGGGCAUCAUGGCCUACGAGCUGCUGCGGGGCUGGAGGCCCUACGACAUCCACUCCAACAACCCCGUGGAGUCCCUGGUGCAGCUCUUCAGCACCGUCAGCGUCCAGUACUCCUCAGCCUGGUCCAGGGACACGGUCGGGCUGCUGAGGAAGCUGCUGACAGUGAACCCCGAGCACCGUUUCUCGUGCCUGGAGCACAUGCAGGGCUCAGCUCACCUGGCAGGUGUGGCGUGGAGCGACGUGGGCGAGAAGCGCGUGGAGCCGGGCUUCGUCCCCAACAAGGGCCGCCUGCACUGCGACCCCACCUUCGAGCUGGAGGAGAUGAUCCUGGAGUCCAGGCCCCUGCACAAGAAGAAGAAGAGGCUGGCCAAGAACAAGUCGAGGGAUAACAGCAAGGACAGCUCCCAGUCUGAAAAUGACUAUCUCCAGGAAUGCCUCGAAGCUAUCCAGCAGGACUUUGUCAUCUUCAACAGAGAGAAGCUGAAGAGGAGCCAGGAGCAGCCCAGCGGGUCCGUGUCCACCUCCGAGACCCCCGACGAGGCUGAGGCUGAGCCCCUGCACAUGUGCAGCUCCGUGUGCUCCUCGGGCAGCAGCUAGGCCAGGGCCAGCCCCCUCACCUGCCUCAGGUGUGCUGAGCACUGAGCCUGCCCUGGACAGCGCUGGCAGCUCCCCUGAGAGCUGCAGCCAGCCAGAGCUCCCCAGGACUGUCCCUGAGGGCUGGAGGCAGCCAGAGCUCCCCAGGACUGUCCCUGAGGGCUGGAAGAAGCCAGAGCUCCCCAGAACUGCUCUCCAGCCAUGGAUCUCCAGCCCAGCACCGUGGCUGCCUGCUGGGGGAAGACAGGACCUAUGCAACUUGUCAGGGGAGGAGAUCAACUGAUUUAAUCUUUGUUUUCAUGUCAGAUUGCUGAUCUGCACGUUUUUAACGCAGUGAGAGGGCGGGGAGAGAAGCCAUGUCCUUGGGAGGAGGAGGAGCAGCAGGAGACACGGGGCAGGGAGGAAGGCCAGGGAGGGGGUGUGAGCUUGGCCUUGGCACUCCCUGUUCAGAUGCUGCUCUGGGCGUGGGCAGUGGGCAGUGGGCAGAGCAGCCUGGCACAGCCCCCGUGCGGAGCAGAGCAGCCCCAGGCUCACUCCUGCAGCACGAGGAUGUCCCAGGCACCUCUUGUCCCUGUGUCACCUGUCAGGUCCUUUCCCCACUCAAGGCAAAUAGCUGUUUUUCGUGCACUCCGUGGAUUCUUCAGGGGCUGGGUAAUGUUCACUGUGUAUUUGGGCUGCAGAAUGCAUUUAAAUAUUCUUCUCCUGGACGUGGCUGCUGCAGGCAGUGAGGAGCUGUGGGAUGGUUGGGGGUCUGGCUGCAUGUCCCAGCUUUGGAGGACACAGCUUGUCACAGGCUGAGGUUUUGUUGGAGGCAGAGUGGGUGACUUGGGUAUGAAAGACAGGAAUAUUGUAUUUCACCCUUAGAUUUCCUUUAUUUUCAGUGUAAAGUACAAGUACUGUAUAUAAUUUGCCAAUACCUGUCUUAACAAGACAGGACAUCUCCCCUGGCUCCAGCUGCGGGUGUUGCCUCUCCUGCUGCAGGGCCCUUCACUAUAGGAGCUGUUUCAGCUGCUGCAGCGGUUUUUGGUCACUGUGGCUGAGCCCAAGCAGUGCCACAGGGCUGCUCUGGUGCCCCGGGUGUGGGGUGGCACCACAGCCACCAUCCCCCUUUUUUGGGGGUUUGCCUCCUUCCUGGCCAUUCUCGAUGCAGAAAUGGGUGGGAGAUGUUUUGAACAGAUCAGGCUCUGUCAGGAGCAGCUUUGCUGUGGUUUUUGUUUCCAGGAAUAAACCAGGAAGGCAGAGGGGUACGAAAUGAUCUUA
Molecule: messenger RNA, 2554 nt
Organism: Ficedula albicollis (Collared flycatcher)
Lineage: Eukaryota; Metazoa; Chordata; Aves; Passeriformes; Muscicapidae
Gene: STK32C
Product: serine/threonine kinase 32C
Exons: 12
Coding region: 38-1297 (419 amino acids)
Biological process (GO): protein phosphorylation; G protein-coupled receptor signaling pathway; regulation of signal transduction
Molecular function (GO): G protein-coupled receptor kinase activity; G protein-coupled receptor binding; ATP binding
Source: RefSeq, a predicted model, not a curated record